CACCCCACCCGUUGCCUCGCCCCCGGCCUCUCUGUGCUCCAUCAGGCACCCCCCUCUUGACUCCCCCCCCCAUCUUCUCGAGUCCGCGAUGCCUGGCACCAGCGUGAGGCUGCUCGGUCGGCUCCUGCUGGGGCUCGCCGGUGCGGCCGCCUUCCUGGCCGUCUCGGCCACCGCCCGGUCCAUGCCACGGCCAUCGGCAUCGGAGCUGACGUCCAUUGUUCCCUCGCGGAAUCCCCUGGCGCGGGCUUUUGCCCAGAACGAGCCUGCCCUCAUGCCGCCGCCUCCCUCCGGGCCACCGACCAUCGAGGAUCUCAUCUGCCCGGGGCUGCAUGCCCAUGAACUGGCCCUCACCGGGUACAGUGGUCGCGUCCGGACCACCAGCGCCUCAUACUCGUGCAAUUUCACCAUCAGCCGCGAGGACCUGCACGACCUGCACAUGGAGUUCGAGACCUUCGGCCUGGACCCGGCCGGUGAAGCGACCUUCGUGGUCUUCAGCGGCCUGGUGGCCAGCACCGACCCUGCGGACAUUAUCUACGAGUUCAACCCCAAGUCCGGCUUGACCGCGCCCAUGGGUCGCCUCGAUCUGCGUACCUCCGCCAUCUAUGUGGAAUACCACUCGCCCCAGAAGUCCCUGAAUGACACGGGCUUCUCCCUGCGUUUCACCGCCCUGCCGACAUACUGUGACACCACGCGCCCCUGUCGCGAGGGGUACUUCUGCGACACCUCCGGCGGCACCACGCCCAUCGGACUGGCGGCUCUGGCCGAGGCCGGUGUCUCGGUGAAUCCCACCCUGCCUGGCGAUGAUCCGGGUGUCUGCCGGCUGAUCAGCGAGGAUGACUUCCUGUUCGACUGCUUCACCCCCGCUGGCGGCGCGCCACCGGAGCAGGGCCAUUCCGGCUCUGGCCAUGGGGAGGUCGAUGUCCUGAGAGGUGCCUCGCCCCCGGUGCUCACCGAGGGCAGGACAUCGGCCUCGGCCGGGCGGAUCUUCACCUCGCGCACCCUUCCCCCCAACAGCUUCUGCUCGCUCACUAUUGAGCCGCCCUUCUACCAUGGGGCCGUGGAGGUCAUUGUCCGGACGACCGAGCUCCAGCAAAGCGACAUUAUCCUCUUCUCCAAUCACCUGGGUCGCCAGAUCAACUAUGCUGUCAUGUCGGCCAACACGGAGACCUUCUACGUGAAUGCCAAGGCCCUGACCAUCAACUUCCAUGGCCGGUCCAACCGCACCGUGUCCGAGUUGGAAAUCAGCUACCGUUUCAUGGAGCCCGUUGCCUGUGACUCGAUUUACGCCUGCUUCGCUGGCGUGGUGUCCGAUUGGUAUUGCAGCGACGCCGGGACAUGCCAGUGCUCGGCCGGUGCCACCGGCUGCCGGAGCUCCUUCUUCAUCCUGGAGCCUACUCCCCUGACCCUGGUGGACUUCCUCAUCUUCAUCAUCCCCCUGUCGGUCAUCCUGCUGAUGAUCAUGGCUCUGGUCAUUUGGAUUUGCCUGCGCAAGCGCAAGACCGACUCCGAGGAUGCUGCCAGCCUGAUGGACGGCGGCCCGAACGGCCAGGCCACCCACGUGGACGCCAUUCACCCGCUGGUCACGGCCGAGUACAUUGCCUCCAUCGCCACCACGGCCAAUCGCUUUAGCAGUCCGCUCUUCGGCGAGGAGGAAACCUUCCAUGGGAAGUUCGGUGGAUCUUCCUACUCCGGGGCCGACCAGGAUCUGCGCUUCGACGACAAUGACGACUAUUUCGAUGAGGACGAGGGGACGUACCUGGGCCCGACGGCGGUGGCGGCCGCGGCCGCAGCCACCGCGGCCACCACAACCGGCGGUGGCGGCGCUGGCUCCCGGCCGGCCGGGGCUUCCGGCGGGCUGGCCGGUGGGGUCCCCGGUGGGGGGGCCUCACGCAGCCGGCGGGGCACCCUGCGCACUCCGGCCCUGCCGGAGGAUGUCCCUGCCGAGCUGCCCCUCUCGCAGCAGGAGUACGACAUCAUGCGGCCACUGGUGCAUCACUUCCAGCCAUACGACUGGCUGGAGUUGGCCGAGGAAACCGACCCGGUUGGUCGGUCCCAACUCCUGGAGGGCAUCGCCAAGCGCAUCGAACAACAGGCCCUGGCCAACAGCCAAAACAUCUCGCGGCAGGCGGCUGCCGCGGCCGCGGCCGGCGUCGGUCCACACCCCUCGGCCGGCACCGCGGCCGAGCCCCUUCUCCCUGGAACGGCCGACCCCUACCAGCCCUUCUAAGGAGCCGGGGCCCCGAUGAAGGGGGGGCAAGGGCGAGGGUGGCCGGCAGCCCCACAUGCCCGCGGCCGCCCAUCCUCCGCACUCUUCCCCUCUUUGUUCCCUCCCUCUCUUUCUCCCCCCCCCCCCCCCC
Fonticula alba is the source of this 2357-nucleotide messenger RNA. RefSeq lists its product as hypothetical. The transcript has 7 exons. NCBI's taxonomy places the organism in Eukaryota, Rotosphaerida, Fonticulaceae. The coding region runs from base 89 to 2227 and encodes 712 amino acids. The record is from RefSeq and is a predicted model, not a curated record.